Molecule: messenger RNA, 3430 nt
Organism: Lactuca virosa
Lineage: Eukaryota; Viridiplantae; Streptophyta; Magnoliopsida; Asterales; Asteraceae
Source: the annotation of a GenBank genome assembly
UGGUAUAAGUUACAGGUUAAAAACGUAAAUUUUCAUAUCGUCUUCCUGCAACUUAGGGUACCGACUACUCAUGGAUGAGAGAUAGAGUUCAGCGACAAAAAUCAGCACACAACAGUGAAUCCCGUAUAACACUUGUUUUGCUCCAGAAACCCCACUGCGAUUAUUAUCAAAAUAAGAAAUGAUUUCGACGGAGGACGGCAGGUGUCUAUAAGAAAAUUUGGUGACUUCAGGGCAUCGCCUCCGGUGACGAUGAGAUUUUGAAUGGAGUUACAAAACCAGGUGGCGCAUGCGGUUCACGUCCUGAAUCACGAUGCUCAAUCUUGCAAUCGCGUCUCUGCUAAUCAGUGGCUGGUUCAGUUCCAGCAGACUGAUGCUGCUUGGGAGAUCGCCACCUCAAUUCUGACCUCUGACCAUCCUAAGCCAUACGUUUCCGACUUCGAAGUUGAGUUCUUCGCUGCUCAAGUUCUUAAGCGAAAGAUCCAAAAUGAAGGACAUUGUCUACAACUGGAAGCAAAGGAAUCUCUUGUUAAUGCUCUCCUUCUGGCUGCUAAAAGAUUUAGUUUGGGCCCUCCCCAGCUCUUAACACAAAUUUGCUUGGCUCUAUGCACUCUCAUACUUCAUGCUGUGGAAUACCACAAACCAAUUGAGAAGCUAUUUUACAGUCUUCAGAAUCUUCAAGGUCAGAAUGAUGGCAAUAUUGCUGUUUUAGAAAUGCUCACAGUCUUACCUGAAGUUGUUGAAGAUGAAUGUGCUACUUAUAAGACCAAGUCUGGUCAUAGAGUUGACUAUGGUCCAGAGCUACUCUCACAUACAUCAUCAGUGCUAGAGUUUCUACUCCAGCAGUCAAAGGAAAGCUUUGAUGGUGUGAUUCAGUUACAUGACAGAAGCAGAAAGAUACUGCGUUGUUUGUUAAGUUGGAUUCGAGCAGGAUGCUUCUCAGAAAUCUUACCAGUCUCCUUACUAGCCCAUCCCCUUCUUAAUUUCGUUUUCAACUCUGUGCAGGUUUUGUCCUCAUUUGAUUUGGCAAUUGAGGUUCUCAUCGAGCUCGUUAGUCGACAUGAGGGACUGCCACAAGUUCUUAUAUUGAAAGUAGGGUUUCUUAAAGAUGUUCUUCUUCGAGCUUUUAGUAGUGGAGAUGAGAAAGUAAUUAGUGGUCUUGCAUGCUUGAUGUCAGAGAUUGGUCAGGCUGCUCCAAGCUUGAUUAUAGAAGCCAAUUCUGAAGCCCUUGUCCUGGUGGAUGCACUUUUGAGUUGUGUAUCGUUUCCAAGUCAAGAUUGGGAGAUUGCAGACUCAACUUUGCAGUUUUGGUGUAGUCUUGCUAGCAAUAUUGUCCGAAUGGAAGAUGAGCUGACAGAAAAUAGUAAACAUGUGAAAGAUGUUUUUUCUCCAGUAUUUUUAGCAUUGCUUGAUGCUCUUCUGAGUCGUUCUCAGGUGGAUGACUCAACAUAUGGUGAUACUGCAACAAGGGAGUUGCCAGAUGGGCUUGCUCAGUUUAGAUUAAAUUUAGUUGAGCUUUUGGUGGACAUUUGCCAGCUUUUGAAGUCUGCUGUGUUUUUGCAAAAGAUUUUUUUUGGUGGUUGGUUGUCUUCAAACGUACAAAUUCCAUGGAAGGAGGUGGAAACCAGAAUGUCUGCUCUUAAUGUGGUUGCUGAUGUAGUACUACAAGAAGGUCAAACAUUUGAUCUCUCCAUGGUUUUGCACUUGGUGACAAUUUUAUGUGACAGGGAAUCAUACGAACCAAAAGGCUUUAUGUGCAUUGUACAUAGAUCACUUGUAGAUGUUAUUGGUUCCUAUUCAAAGUGGAUGUCUUCUUAUGUAACUAAUGCCAGGCCAUUACUUUUAUUUUUUGCAGCUGGUAUGUCAGAACCUUUAUGCUCGCAUGCCUGUGCAACUGCCUUUAGAAAGUUGUGUGAAGAUGCUACUGCAGUUAUGCACAAACCUUCAAGUUUAGAAAUGUUAAUGUGGAUUGGAGAGGGAUUGGAAAAGAGACACUUACCUUUAGAAGACGAGGAAGAUGUUAUUGGUGCUGUUACGUUGAUACUUGCUCACCUUCCUAACACGGAAUUAAGGAACAAUUUGUUGCUUAAGUUGCUUUCUCCUAGCUUCGAAUCUAUUGGAAAACUUAUUGAUGGGGAUCAUGUCCUCACUUUGAGGCAACUACCAGCUGCUUAUACUCAUCUUGUCAACUCUUCAGUGAGGGGGUUUUACAGGAUAGGAACGGUGUUUGGUCAUCUUGUAACACCUGUCUCUACAUCUCCUGAUAUCGACAAUUCCAUAAUUGCCCUUCUUGAAACCUUUUGGCCUAUGCUUGAAAAAUUCUUUCAGUCGGAGCACAUUGAGAACACAAGCUUAUCCAUGGCAGCAUGCAGGGCUCUCUCACAGGCAAUCAAAUCCGCAGGUCAUCACUUUUGCUACAUUAAAGCAGCUUGUAUUGUGAUUGAAGAAUUUGGUAACAAGGAGGAAUAUGGAGCUUUAUUUAUGAGUACGCUUGAAAGAUUUACACAUGCAUCAUCUGUAAUGGCCAUAAAUUCUUCUUAUGUGUGUGAUCAAGAGCCCGAUCUUGUGGAGGCUUAUUGUAGUUUCACAUCAAUCUUUCUUUGCAGCUGUCCAAAGGAAGUAGUAGCGUCUUCUGGUCCUCUUCUUGAAGUUUCACUUCAGAAAGCAGCUAUAUGCUGUACAGCUAUGCAUCGUGGAGCAGCACUUGCAGCAAUGUCGUAUAUGUCUUGUUUUCUUGAGUUUGGGGUGAGUUCAUUGCUGGAAUCGGUGACAUCCAACUCUGCAUCCAUGGUGGUUCAAGUAAUAUCUCAUAGCGAAGGGAUUGUAUCAAAUGUUGUGUAUGCCUUACUUGGUGUUUCUGCAAUGUCAAGGGUUCACAAAUCUGCAACUAUCUUGCAACAGUUGGCGGCCGUAUGCAGUUUUAGUGAAAAAACAAAAUGGAAUUCUCUUCUCUCUUGGGAUUCUUUACGUGGAUGGCUACAUUCUGCGGUGCGGAGUCUACCGGGUGAGUAUUUAAGGCAUGGGGAAGCGGAAUCUUUGGCACCUGUAUGGCUAAAGGCUCUGGGUGAUGCAGCAUUUGAUUAUGUGGAAAGCAGAACCAGUGAUGGAGAGAAGAAUCAUAAACAUAUGAGGGGAAAGGGUGGAAGGUUUCUCAAGUCUUUAUUCCGUGAAUUUGUUGAUAGUCAUCGAAACAUUGGAACAUGAUGAUAUUUUUGCUGCAAUUCAAUCUUGCAUUUGCAUUUGGACAUUCUGGUAUUCCUUGUAUCAGUAGUUUACAAUCAAAUAAUCUGUAUUUUUGUACCCAAAUUUUGUAUUUCUAUUCAUAUAUUUUUGCUUUGGCGUCUACCUUGCUGACAAGGUGAUGAAGUAAACAAGGUAAUGAUUGACAUGUAUAAUUUUCUUGCUUAAACUUCAAUAAAUUUCAUGUAAUAUC